Messenger RNA from Amoebophrya sp. A25, 2309 nucleotides. Lineage: Eukaryota; Dinophyceae; Syndiniales; Amoebophryaceae. The record is from the annotation of a GenBank genome assembly.
AUACAAGAACCCAUUGAUUGAUUCGUGUUGCGUACUACAAACUAACAGACAUCAUCAAAUAAGCAAAGAUAUCAAAAGCAACGAAGAAGAGCAAGAGGAUGCCAGCGUCAGCGUCCGGGAAGAUCAUGCCUGACGCGUCAGGAAGUAAGACCACGCCAGGGUCAGGACCCACAGGGUCCUCGGGAUUAUUUUGCUACCGUGUUGCGCGUGCAGAGGAUGAGGCGAGUGCGCUGCGAUUGUGGGAUGAGUGCCACCACGUCUUCUUCAUGGUCAAUGAGACGACAAGGACACUCCGCAAAUCACCUUUGGUCUGGUUCUUCUUCCUUGUUUGUGUACUGAAAAAGCAACUUGUGGUGGUGACGCCUGAUCACGAGCGCGGUCCUGGAGAUUCCGCUCAUCUCGCAGGAGACGGAGACUUAUCGAUUAUCUAUAACAGCUUGAUAUCGCUUCUGCCUGGUGGUUGUACGACUUUACUCCGACCGUCUGCGGAUGCUUUUGUCAGCGUGAUAAAUAAUGCAGCCGGCAUUACAGGUCGCACGGCCUACCACGCUGUUGCUGCGGCUUUCUCCUUUCUAGGCCAAAACCUCACCAUCUUCACCGUUUUUGACCUGGAGCUUCUCGCUUUGUACCUUUUCCCCGCUUCAUCGCUUCUGCAUACAAAUUCUAGCCCAGGUACUACUAGAUUGUCAACCUUUCUUUCCGCUGUUGUGCCAGUUUUAAAGCAAGUCGCCGCGUCCGCGUUUCUGGUAGUGCGCAAUGUGCUUUUGUUUGUGGUCAGCCAACACGUGUUGCACUUGCUAGCAGCGACGUUGCUCUACAGACUUGUAUUCCGACCAAGGCUUCAGCAAGCGUUUAGACAAAUGGACAAACAGAGCGUAGAAGAAGUACUUCCAGCAGAUCGCGGAGACAAGCAUGUUGAGAAGAAGACGGAGAUGGGAGAAGUUCCGAAACAGAACAAGAACAGCAACAUAGAAGAAGUGCAGCAGACCAACAGAGGAGAACAAGAACUGCCAGUGAAGCAAUGCAAAACGGUGAGAAUCGUACUUUGCGAACGGCUAAAUGACGAUGGUACUUCCUCUCGAGUUCUCGUCGGUCUUCUCAGAGCAGAAGAAGAAAGUGCUGAGUCAUCGUCUAUUUCUAUUGGCCGUGACAUUUUUCCGAGUCGUGGCCCUCGAAACGUCGAAGGUGCGCUCCUUCCAGAUGAAGUACAUCAUGGGCAUCAACUAUUUAAUAGUUCUAAUAAAACAAAAACACGUAGUAGUGCACCUACAAGAACUUCUUCUACAACCAGUGCUUGUCCAAGUCCGAAGUUGUGGUGGUCACUUUGGGAUUGCGUAGUGGACCCCAAGCUUAGGGGUAGGCAUCUAGUAGCACCAGCGCUGGUGAGCUGUAUGGAGAAGCAGGCUCGAGCAGCUGGUGUCGCGCGUUUCACCUGUACUGUGCUCUCCACGUCUGUCAAGAAAAUGUGUCUCAGAUUAUGGCUCCUUCCUUGAUAUAGUUGUAAGUCAAGUUUUUCUACGAAGUACUGCAAGAGAACACAUUUGUUUUAUUUCUUAGUGUGCAAUAAUCAUACUUGAUGGUUUUUGUAUAUAAAUAUCUCCACUGAGUAUCUACACCAUAGCAUCACCGACUAUACCGGUGAGUUUUUCCCUUGUAGUAGACCUUAGACUUCCCUUCGUGAGUGUAUACCAUAGCUUUUGUCUCGUCUAAUACCAUCCGGCUUUCGUCGCAAGCCGAACUUUCUGGUCGAUUUGUUGUUUUUUCCCUUUACCGUAACCGGGUCGGCGAUGUCGUGGAGCGGAAGCGGAGAGAAGCACGCUCACUCUGGAGCUCAAGGACGUGCAGAAGGACCUGCAUCAAUUGCUGGGGAUGUUGGUCAUUCUCUAGUCCCCUGGGAUAUGUGGAAACCUUUGUAGGUUCGGAGGAGGUUCUUUGAGGGUCAGAGAAGGCGGAGAAAAGCGAAUUCAGAGCAGGUAUUAUAAAGAAGCCAGGACUUUUUCAUCUGCGCAGAUGACAUCAGGAAAAACAAAAAUUGCAAGAUAAAAGAAUCAGAAUGAGGGAAUCAACAAUAGACCACUGCUAUCAAGAGCACAGAAUAUGGACAUGAAUAGACGAUAAAUUCAAAAAGGAAUCACUUCAUCACAUCAGUACUAUUACCAGCCGUUCUUGUCCUCACUACCUUGCGCCACAGAAAGAUGAUGAGAAAUUUUUGUCGCUCACUCAUUCACUCACCUCACCAAGCAUGACGAAUAACUCAGGCAAAUGCGUGUCAGCCUUUGACAUUUUUUUAUAUGAGAGCGUUCGACUAG